AUGCUGCGGUUCAUUCUAGUGCAAAAUCGUCAAGGCAAAACGAGAUUGGCAAAAUGGUAUGUACCUUACGAGGACGAGGAAAAGGUGAAAUUGAAGGGCGAAGUGCAUCGCCUGAUAGCGCCAAGAGACCAGAAACAUCAGAGUAACUUUGUGGAAUUUCGAAACUAUAAAAUUGUAUACCGUCGAUAUGCUGGAUUGUUCUUUUGUGUUUGUGUGGAUGCCAACGAUAACGAACUGUCGUACUUGGAGGCCAUUCAUUUCUUUGUGGAGGUGCUGGAUGCAUUCUUUGGCAAUGUGUGUGAACUGGAUCUAGUGUUUAAUUUCUACAAGGUGUACGCCAUUUUGGAUGAAGUGUUUCUAGCAGGUGAAAUUGAAGAAACAAGUAAAAAUGUGGUUCUAACAAGACUUGAUCAUCUGGAUAAAUUAGAAUAA
Mucor velutinosus is the source of this 432-nucleotide messenger RNA. RefSeq lists its product as uncharacterized. Gene Ontology annotation, molecular function: clathrin-cargo adaptor activity. Gene Ontology annotation, cellular component: AP-2 adaptor complex; intracellular membrane-bounded organelle. The record is from RefSeq and is a predicted model, not a curated record. The coding region runs from base 1 to 432 and encodes 143 amino acids. NCBI's taxonomy places the organism in Eukaryota, Fungi, Mucoromycota, Mucoromycetes, Mucorales, Mucoraceae. Gene Ontology annotation, biological process: clathrin-dependent endocytosis; protein transport. The transcript is spliced from 4 exons.